Messenger RNA from Dipodomys ordii (Ord's kangaroo rat), 2909 nucleotides. RefSeq names its product TBC1 domain family, member 20 (gene Tbc1d20). The record is from RefSeq and is a predicted model, not a curated record. Gene Ontology annotation, biological process: endoplasmic reticulum to Golgi vesicle-mediated transport; positive regulation of GTPase activity. Gene Ontology annotation, molecular function: GTPase activator activity. Bases 70 to 1233 code for a protein of 387 amino acids. Lineage: Eukaryota; Metazoa; Chordata; Mammalia; Rodentia; Heteromyidae. The transcript is spliced from 7 exons. Gene Ontology annotation, cellular component: endoplasmic reticulum membrane.
AAAUAAGGAGAUGGAGCCCACAUACAAAGGUAGUCCUGCUAAUGUGUGCCUCAUCCUCCACUCACAUUCAUGUUUUCUUUUCCUCCUCCAGAUUUUAAUGCCAAAAACAAAAAGAAAGUGGCAGAGAUAUACCAGGCCCUGAAUAGUGAUCCCACCGACGUGGCUGCCCUCAGACGCAUGGCUAUCAGUGAAGGCGGGCUCCUGACAGAUGAGAUCAGACGGGAAGUGUGGCCCAAGCUCCUCAAUGUCAACAUCAGUGACCCGCCUCCUCAGUCAGGAAAGGACCUGCGGCAGAUGAGCAAGGACUACCAACAGGUGCUGCUGGAUGUCAGGCGGUCUUUACGGCGCUUUCCCCCUGGCAUGCCAGAUGAAGAGCGAGAAGGGCUCCAGGAAGAGCUGAUCGACAUCAUCCUCCUAGUUUUGGAGCGCAACCCCCAACUGCACUACUACCAGGGCUACCAUGACAUCGUGGUCACCUUCCUGCUAGUGGUGGGUGAGAGGCUGGCAACAUCGCUGGUGGAAAAACUGUCUACCCACCACCUCAGGGAUUUCAUGGACCCCACGAUGGACAACACCAAGCACAUUUUAAACUAUCUGAUGCCCAUCAUUGACCAGGUGAACCCGGAACUCCAUGACUUCAUGCAGAGUGCUGAGGUGGGGACCAUCUUUGCCCUCAGCUGGCUCAUCACCUGGUUUGGGCACGUGCUGAUGGACUUCCGGCAUGUCGUGCGGUUAUAUGACUUCUUCCUGGCCUGCCACCCAUUGAUGCCCAUUUACUUCGCAGCUGUGAUCGUGUUGUAUCGUGAGCAAGAAGUCCUGGACUGUGACUGUGACAUGGCCUCAGUCCACCACCUGUUGUCGCAGAUCCCUCAGGACCUGCCCUACGAGACACUCAUCAGCAGAGCGGGAGAUAUUUUCCUUCAGUUUCCACCUUCGGAACUUGCACGUGAGGCAGCUGCCAAGCAGCAGGCUGAGAGAAUGGCAGCCUCUACCUUCAAAGACUUUGAGCUGGCAUCGGCCCAGCAAAGGCCAGACAUGGUGCUGAGGCAGCGCUUUCGGGGACUUCUGCAACCUGAGGCUCAAACAAAAGAUGUCCUGACCAAACCAAGGACCAACCGCUUUGUGAAACUGGCAGUGAUGGGGCUCACGGUGGCCCUGGGGGCGGCAGCGCUAGCCGUGGUAAAGAGUGCCCUGGAGUGGGCCCCGAAGUUUCAGCUGCAGCUGUUCCCCUGAAUUUGGCCAGAAGAGCUACUUCCUCGCCCAGUACAGCAAAGGCCUCACCCUCCGUGGGAGGACUGGGAGGCUGGAUUGCCUUGAUUAAAAGGGUUUCUGCCAGGGUGAUCUGUUCGUGCACCCUUGCCUGCCUGUUCGUGGCUGCCUUGGCUUGGGCAGCAGUGCAGCAGCAGAACCAACCUGCCACCCGCAGUGGACCUGGGUGCCCUGCAGCCUCCCCACACCGGAGAAGGGGAGGCUGGGCUUCCCUGGCUCUUGGGAGUCUCUAGGCUGCCAGGUAGAAAGUGAGCUGAUUCUGGAUGCUCAGUCAGACAGGAAGGAAGGGGCUACUCAGGUGGGGCCUUGGAAUGAAAGUGAAGGGGUUGAAGAAACCAGCCAGGGAGCCCAGCCUCCUGCCAGGGCCUCAUUCUCUCCUAAGAGCAGCUUCAAUGGCUGGUUAGAUCCAGAGUCAGGUGGGAAGUAGAUUACUAGCUCGUUCCUGUGUCAGUCCAGGAAUCAUGUGGGCAUUCCCAGUCUAGUGAGGAAUAGUCUUGCUUAGACUGGUUUUGUCUACCUUCUCAUUCUCCACAAGCAACUUUACUUAGAAAAGAUACUUUUAUUACUAUUUUUAGAAUUCUAUACACCUGACACAUAAGAUAGUCUCACUUUAUAAAAAUAAUAGUUCCUUCAUGGAAGAAAUGCUUCUCCUCAGAAGGAUGAGCAGAUCCUGAAGUUACUUUCUGCUCAGCUGUGUGACACUUCCCCUUUGCCUUGGUGGCAUUCCCAGUGUCCUGGCCCAUUUCCUUUCUUUCCCCAUUUUCCAACAGUAGGUACCACUCACUUCUUUCACCUUGUCUUUGGGUUUAUCUCAACUGCCAGUCUCUGCCUAGUUGGGAAUGUCAUUGGAAACUUACUGGCACCCAGCAAAGGGCAGAUGGGUAGCCUCAAGCGCUAGCAGGAGCCCACACAGCUGCCCUGCCCCAAGGGCCCUCGAGGCCCUGGGAACUGGGGUCACUCAGUCCUUCUGGGACAGCUUUCCUGUAAGCAAAGCCAGGUUGAUUUCUCCAUGAACUCUGGCUUGGAAAACAAAGUGCCUUUGCUGCUCUAAAGGAGGGUGUAUGCAGAGCAGCGUGUGCUUCUGGCUCCCCAUUCUUUUCUGGGCACCGCUCUCAUGGCAGGUGGUUUGGUGAACGUGCCAGUAGCACUGCGCCUGCCCUGGCCACAAUUCCACACCCUCCCCGUGUGCCAGUGCCUGGCUCUUGGCACGCCAGGCAGCUGGCUAUCUGCUGAGUUACACAAAGCACUUUAAAGCCAAAACAAGCGCACGGUGGGUCGUUCCCCAUGUGCGGUCCUGCCUGGGCUGGCUGGGAAGUGGACAAAGGACGCAGAGGUGGCAUUGUGGCAGACAUCCUGUGUUCUCCCAUGGCAGCCUUGUCCUCUCUGUAAAGUACUUGGACAGGGGUGGAGAGAGCAAGGGAGGAGAGCUUCAUGCUGGUGUCCUAGGAAGCAGGUGGGGUUUAUGCUGUGGCCUGGGAAGCAGAGUUUUCCAUGGCUUUGCUCACAUCAGGCCUCUCCCUGCCACUGAGGAGAAAGCAUUACCUGUUUACCUUCAGGUGAUUUACUUAUUCUGUAAAGAAUAUGUGUAAAUAUUUUGUACAGAGCCCUGUAUGAAAUAAAGAGCCAUAUGUGGUAACUAA